Molecule: messenger RNA, 1164 nt
Organism: Porites lobata
Lineage: Eukaryota; Metazoa; Cnidaria; Anthozoa; Scleractinia; Poritidae
Source: the annotation of a GenBank genome assembly
AUGGGUAUAGACGUUUGCCGCUAUGAUUAUUCACAGCCACAAUGUAGCAAAGAUGUAUGUGACAGAAUUUUAUGUCCAAUGAAAUCGCGCAUUAGAAGAUUCUGCGACGAAGGACAUGAUAUUUUUACGGCGGCUGACAUGAAAAGAGCACUGUCAGAAAGACCAGUGAUAGGAACAAUCGCCUGCGUCUGCGCUGUCGAUGAGACCACGAAGACGUUAGAGGUGAAGAAGAUGGUAGGCUUUAAAAGGCUACACAAUUUCCAGUUCGAGGAAAAAGGCAUACGUGUCUGGAGAUCAUACGGGAAAGGUCCUGGUGAAGAGUUUCCUUUUGACCAGUUAGUUUCACAAUCUCAAGAGAGCACCGCGCUCCUUUUCAUUAGCUUUUCUUUUGAUUUCAAAGACACACGGGUUUAUAGAUGUCAAAAGCCCCUGUCAGAGAGCUCAGAUGAUUAUAGGGAUAACCAGCUAUAUUUGUGUGAGUGCUGGGAACCCGGAUGUGUCAAACGUUUCCCAAUCUUUUCAGAGCUGGAGUCACAUCUCAACGUCGGGGAUCACAUUAUAAAACAAGCAAGGAAGGAUUCCAAAACACUUUACGACAAACUCCGGCGCAACUGGGUGGAAAGGUUCAUCACUGCUGUUAACAUAACUGAAGAUAUGCCAAGCACAUCUAGCGUCUAAAGUGCAAGUGAUCAGCAUGACCCGCGGCCAUCAGACCCAGCUGUUUGUAUGGGUUGGGCAUUGGCUAAGCCCAGCGCUGGACCUUCCAAGUUUACUGAUAAAGUGAAGAAAUAUUUAACAGCGAAGUUUAACUUUGGUGAACAGACGGGACGUAAAGCAGACCCUCUGCAGGUUUCUAACGACAUGCGCAAAGCAAAGAUGCGCAAAACAAUCGGCUGUUUACUAGAGAAGAAUGGUUGCCCAAAAGCCAGGUGCAAGGUUUCUUUUCUCGCCUCGCAGCAACAAAAAGGAAGACAACAAGGUUCUGCAGAAAUUGAACUCGACCAGGGGGAUCUGUUGCAAGAAGACGAGUAGUUCGAAAGGCAAAAUCUUGUUGCAAAAAUCGCUGAAGAAUUGAGACCACAACACCCGCUAUCAUAUGACGCUGUCAACUUAUGUUUCUGUGCUAAGGAAGAUCAACUUAGUCAGUUCAACGUGCAAUGCUAA